Molecule: messenger RNA, 2888 nt
Organism: Peromyscus eremicus (cactus mouse)
Lineage: Eukaryota; Metazoa; Chordata; Mammalia; Rodentia; Cricetidae
Gene: Pcmtd1
Product: protein-L-isoaspartate (D-aspartate) O-methyltransferase domain containing 1
Exons: 6
Coding region: 223-1299 (358 amino acids)
Biological process (GO): protein modification process
Cellular component (GO): cytoplasm
Molecular function (GO): protein-L-isoaspartate (D-aspartate) O-methyltransferase activity
Source: RefSeq, a predicted model, not a curated record
CGCUGCUUUGGCCUGGAGGGCUCCCGCCUACGCAGGUCGUGACGCUGGGACCGAGCUCCGCAGACGGAGCUGGCGCUGCUGCUGUCUGAGCGUCUUCUGCGUCUUCGGUUUAAUUUUUUUUGGAAAUCAAGUUCAAUAUUAAAAAGAAAAAGCACACAUUAUUGGAAGCCAUUUCUACUAAUUCCGAUAUAUUUUAACUUAUGAUUUGAUUUGAAUACUGUCAUGGGAGGAGCUGUGAGUGCUGGGGAAGAUAAUGAUGACUUAAUUGAUAACCUUAAAGAAGCUCAGUACAUCCGCACUGAAAGAGUAGAGCAAGCCUUCAGAGCCAUUGACCGUGGAGAUUACUAUCUGGAAGGCUACAGAGACAAUGCUUACAAAGACUUAGCCUGGAAGCACGGGAACAUACACUUGUCAGCACCUUGCAUUUAUUCUGAAGUUAUGGAAGCUUUGAAACUUCAACCAGGAUUAUCUUUUCUUAACCUGGGAAGUGGAACCGGAUAUUUAAGUACAAUGGUGGGCUUAAUUUUAGGACCUUUUGGAAUAAAUCAUGGAAUUGAACUUCAUUCAGAUGUGGUGGAAUAUGCCAAGGAAAAACUGGAGAGCUUCAUCAAAAAUAGCGAUAGCUUUGAUAAAUUUGAAUUCUGUGAACCUGCAUUUGUGGUGGGUAAUUGCCUUCAGAUAGCUUCUGACAGUCAUCAGUAUGAUCGAAUUUACUGUGGAGCUGGAGUCCAGAAAGAUCAUGAAAACUACAUGAAGAUCUUGCUCAAAGUUGGGGGAAUACUGGUCAUGCCUAUAGAGGAUCAGUUGACACAGAUUAUGCGGACUGGACAAAACACUUGGGAAAGUAAAAAUAUCCUUGCUGUUUCCUUUGCACCACUUGUACAACCUAGUAAGAAUGAUAAUGGCACACCGGAUUCUGUGGGGCUCCCCCCAUGUGCUGUCAGGAAUCUCCAAGACUUGGCUCGUAUUUAUAUUCGACGUACACUUAGAAACUUCAUAAAUGAUGAGAUGCAGGCCAAGGGAAUUUCGCAAAGGGCUCCACCCAAGAGGAAAAGAAAGAGAGUUAAACAAAGAAUUAACACUUAUGUAUUUGUAGGUAAUCAGCUUAUUCCUCAGCCCCUAGACAGUGAAGAGGAUGAAAAAAUGGAAGAAGACAGCAAAGAAGAAGAAGAAGAGAAAGAUCAUAGUGAAACCAUGAAGCAUGAGGAGCCACCUCAGAACUUACUGAGGGAAAAGAUCAUGAAGCUGCCGCUCCCUGAGUCUUUAAAAGCUUACUUGACAUAUUUUAGAGACAAAUAACUUAAAACAAGGAAGAAUGCCUCCUGAUAAUUCCCUUACUCUUGUAAAUGUAGUGUUUAUUAGGAGUUAGAGAAUUAUUUCAUUAGAAUGAAUUAUUGCAGAAAAAAGCUUAAGUUAUUUCUCUUAAUGACAGAAAUGAUGUAUUCAGUGAUUUAAAAGAGUCUGUUUCCUAAUCUAUUUUUCUUAAAUCUUGAGGAAAUGCUGUUUUAGCUCAGUGAUCUCAAAGUGAAAUGCAUCAGUAGUCAGGACUUUGUGUACAGUAAUGCCCUUCUGGUUUUUCACAGAUUUUUAGUGUUGGGCAUUGGAUUUCACUCUAUAAGAGGUUGAUAGAUUGUCACACAUAUAUAGGCUUAUUUAAAUUGCAGUUUGCAUUUCUUUUGUAAGUUCUCUUAUCUAAUAAGGAAAGCAAGUGCUUGUAGAUCUGCUUACCUUACUUUUGUUGUAGACAUAUUCCGGGCAACAUCUCAGUGCAGUAAUAAUUCAAGAUAUUCAAUAAUUUAGCUUUAAAAACUUCAGACUUCAUGAAAUUUUACAGGCCUGAAACAUUUGCUUUUUGAAUCUAUUGCCAAAAGAUACAGGGAAAAUUCCUGCUUCUCUCAUAGAGAUUUUAAGAGCACAGCAAGUGAAUAUUAAAGUAGGAAAUGACUACUUAACACAGCUAGUUUGUGUGGGCCCCUUGUGUUCUCAGUAUUUACAGAUAUUCUAGAAUUCUAAAAGGUAGUAUAUUUAGGAUUGCUUUUUUGUAAUUAUAAAGUAUUAGAUUUGAAAAGAUUUCCAUUGUCUCAUUUGCCUCUGAAUGUAGACAGUAAGUCACAUUAAGUGACUCACUUAUUAGGUACCUUCAGUAACAGGGGGAAUGAUAUAGUCUACUGAAGCACUUUAUGGGACUUUUAGUUAUGUGGAUAUUUGUCUUUAACAAGGUAGGCCAUGCUCACCUUUUCUGUUUUGAAUCUUUCUAGUAUAAAUAGUCAUGGAAGUUGUAUGUAGAUGCCUUUGUAUUUAAAAUUUGGUUCAGAAUCAUAGUGAGAUCUCUGACCCACACCAAGCUCAUUUCCUCCCUUCUAUGUUUUGUUUCUUUGGUAAAAUGAUAAUGGUUUUCAUUUUUUGCUUACUGUUACAUUCUUAACAUAUGUAGGGUGUCAGUGCUAAAACAGGCAGUGCAUGUUGUUACUAGUUCUUUCCUCAUAAGGUUUGCACCCAGUCCUCCUUGUUAAGAAGACAUGAGAUGUGACCUACUUACUACUUAAUAUCAUACAGAUUAUGUGUUUUUAAAGGGAAGAUUUCAAGUGUCUCACUUAUUCUCACCAUAUCACUGUCAGAGCAGCCACUCAGAUUUGCCAAAGGAAACACAAUCAUGAUGUUUCAAAUAGUUAAAUAACUCAGCUCCAGUAAUUCUGCAUACACGAAUCAGUUAAAAUAUUUCAAACUUGAAAUUGACCCAAAUAAUUGAUACUGUUUUAGUAAUGUGAGAGACAGUGUUAUGGAAGAAAUUCAUUUGGCUCUUGGCGGAAUGGGUAUGUCCAAUUAUUACUAAGGAAUAUCCUCUCUUAUUUCUAUCCAAAAAAGGAAAAAGACACCCACCCCCCACC